GAAACUUGCGGGAUUUGCGCAACCUCGCGAAAUCGGUUUGCGCAGCCGCUUGAUUCACUAUGGCCGCGAAGCGACCUGACGGUCCUCGAGAGACGGUCGCUGGUCCGGACGACGGACCGCAACCACCAUUCCCACUGAAACUUAACGGGAAGGUCAUCAAAGGGUUCGGGCGAGGCAGUAGCGAACUCGGCAUUCCCACUGCGAACAUUCCCCUUUCUGGCCUGUCCGUUGGCGGGCACGAGGACAUCGAAUCCGGCGUGUACUACGGUUGGGCGGGUCUUACUCCGUCCGCUGCCACGCGCCAGCAUGCACAAGGGUCGGAGAGCAAGUACCACCACCUUGGGUCACACAUGAAAGGCAUGCUUGCCAAGAUUGCCUUCGGCGGCAGUGCUGAGGAUGACGAAGAGGAGCGAAGAAGCACGUGGAGCUAUGACAAAGGCGCCGUGUACCCAAUGGUCAUGUCCAUAGGGUACAAUCCUGUGUAUAAAAAUACGGUGCGGAGUGUGGAGGUCCAUGUGAUGCACCACUUCGAGCAUGAAUUCUAUGGAAGCCAUAUGAACAUCAUCAUCUUGGGGUUCAUCAGGCCGGAGUAUGACUACGUCAGUAAGGAGAAGUUGAUCGAAGACAUCAAAACCGACGUCGAAGUGGCAGGGCGCAGUCUCGGGAGGAAGGCAUAUGCGAAGUAUGCCAAGGAUCCUUAUCUGCUCGAGUUCGAAGGGAAGGGGGACGUGGCAAGCUAGCGGAAGGACUUGUACCUCUAAUAGCUUCGUCUUGCGGUCAACUACCAGCCUUCACUUGGUUCCGCGCAUGGCAACUAUACUGCGGCGGUCGACUGUCACUACGCUAGAAUCUCUUUCACGCACGCUAGAAUCUCUUUCACGCGCCGCCCUUGCGCUUAGCGUACUUGUCUUUCAUGCGACCUGUGUACUGCCGAUCGUCUUGGUUGGCUCAUCACUCACGUCCUCAAUGCGUCUUUGUGUACCGCUGGCACCGGUAUUGCCACCCUCGAGCAGCUCCGGCCCCUGUGCAUCGUAUCGAACUGUCCGCUCGAGCAUCGUCUCACCCAUGUUCUGGCUGGCCUGAGUGAUGGUAGUGCCUGACGGAUUUGUCUGAUCUUAAU
Baudoinia panamericana UAMH 10762 is the source of this 1120-nucleotide messenger RNA. RefSeq lists its product as uncharacterized. Gene Ontology annotation, cellular component: mitochondrion. Gene Ontology annotation, biological process: FMN biosynthetic process; riboflavin biosynthetic process. The coding region runs from base 60 to 740 and encodes 226 amino acids. Gene Ontology annotation, molecular function: riboflavin kinase activity. The transcript has 2 exons. The record is from RefSeq and is a predicted model, not a curated record. NCBI's taxonomy places the organism in Eukaryota, Fungi, Ascomycota, Dothideomycetes, Mycosphaerellales, Teratosphaeriaceae.